Molecule: messenger RNA, 615 nt
Organism: Venustampulla echinocandica
Lineage: Eukaryota; Fungi; Ascomycota; Leotiomycetes; Helotiales; Pleuroascaceae
Exons: 2
Coding region: 1-615 (204 amino acids)
Molecular function (GO): ubiquitin binding
Source: RefSeq, a predicted model, not a curated record
AUGUCCUCUACGGACCAAACGAUCAAUGUCCCGCAGCUCAUUUUAAUAAUCGUUCUUGGAGCUCUCGCGAUCCGCUACUUCUUCUUCUCCAGUAGCGCUAACACCUCGACAACCAACCGCGGUACAUCAUCAUCUUCUGCCAGCAAUGUACGAGCACGGGAAGCGGAUGUGGAGCGUAUACAACAGAUGUUCCCGCAGGUAUCGCGGCGCAGUAUUAUGUGGGAUUUGCAGCGAAAUGGGGGAAAUGUCGUGGCGUCUACUGAGCGGAUAUUGAGUGGGCGAGGUCUAGAAGUACCUCCACAAUCCUUUCAACCACCCCUCCCCGCUGCAGUAUCCUCCACCACAUCUACAUCCUGCACAUCUGCGCAACUCAAACCGGCGCAACCAGACCUUAUAACGCGAUAUAACUUGCAGGCAAAACUCGCAGAGGAGGCGAGUAUAUCCACGGACCCUGGAGUGGAUGAAAAGUCGCGUGCAAAGCAAGCGUGGAGCCAGAACAAGGGUGAGAGACAGGCGCUCUUGCAAAGGAGGAGGGAAGAAAUGAUAUUGGCUGCAAGGAGGAAGAUGGAGGCAAAGGUUGCGGCUGAGGCUGCUUUGGGAAAGCCGGAUAUUUAA